CAAACUAGGCCAUGUCUCCUCACUCCUCAUGUUGAACCCAGUCUGGCCUUGUCUUUAGCUGGAGUGCAAAGCCACACAUGUACAGCACAAGCCAACACAACAGCGGUUUGCCUUCAUCUGAAAUUACUUCACACAAGUGCAAAGGUGCCCCUGGUUGACAAAGGUAAUCUCUCCCGCCGUGCCUCUCUACAAUGGCCUGGUCUUCCUUUUCGUCUUGGCCAACUUCAGCAUGGCAACCUUCAUGGACCCUGGUGUUUACCCCCGAGCGGACGAGGACGAGGACAAGGACGAUGAUUUCCGAGCGCCGCUCUACAAGAACGUGGAGAUCAAGGGCAUUCAGGUCCGGAUGAAGUGGUGCGCCACCUGUCACUUCUACAGGCCGCCUCGCUGCUCGCACUGCAGUGUCUGUGACAACUGUGUGGAGGACUUUGACCACCACUGUCCCUGGGUGAACAACUGCAUUGGACGGAGGAACUAUCGCUACUUCUUCCUCUUCCUGCUGUCGUUGAGCAUCCACAUGGUGGGAGUUUUCUCCUUCGGCCUCAUCUUUGUCCUCCACCACCGAGAGAGACUGGGAGCACUGCACACCACCGUCACUCUGGUGGUGAUGUGUAUAGCAGGGCUCUUCUUUAUUCCAGUCAUGGGACUCACAGGUUUCCAUAUGGUGCUUGUUGCUCGAGGGCGAACAACCAACGAACAGGUGACGGGCAAGUUUCGUGGAGGAGUAAAUCCCUUCACCAAGGGUUGCUGUGGCAACGUGGAGUAUGUCUUAUGUAGUCCCCUAGCACCUAGGUACAUUUUGGACCCCAGGAAAAAGCCCCGCGCCAAAAUUCAGCCCCCAUUUAUCAGACCUGACCUGUCAGAUAGGCAAAUCACCAUCAAGGUCAGCGACAACGGUAUCCACAGCACCAUCAUCAGCUCCAAGUCCAAAAGUAGCCUGGAUGGCCUGGACAACAAAGAAACCCAGCCUCCGCUUCCGCCCAAGGCUGACAGGUACAACCAGCUGAAAAGCCAGCUGACGUCGAGCGAAGAGAGUUCCCUUUCUGGUAAGACCCACCCUUCCACUCCAGCCAUGUACAAAUUCAGGCCGUCCUUUGGCACCAUGCCUAAAGUCCACUACCACACUGCUGGAGAGAAGAUUGUCAUUCCAGAUGACCUGAAGACCUCGGCCAUCUUGGAAGAGGGUGUCCGUGGUCAUGACUACCGAUCUGAGCCAAACCUAGACCUGCCUGAGUACACCAACGCUCCCCUCCACCGCACCUUCCAGUCCUCUCCCCUCCAGCUGGACUCUGACCCCAUCAACUCUCGCUCUCUCACCCUGAAGCAGGGUCACCGCCUGCCAGAGAAGGGCCAGCUCCCAGCCCUGCAGCCAAAGACAGUCACGUCCACCCCCUAUAAGAGUGUCUUCUCGCCCAACACGCUCUCCAACCGUAAUGGCAGCCUGUCUUAUGACAGCCUGCUUAACCCCAGCAUCUCCCCAGCCACUGCCAGUGAGUGCAUGGCCCAUCGUGGUAUGCCCUCCAUGGGGUUCCACUCGCCCUACCUGCCCACCAAAAUGUGCCACAUCCGGGAACCUGAAAUGCAGAGACAGCAGGUCGCCUCCACCUACAGUCCAGUGAUGCCACCCAGGGGGGUGGGCAGGCAAUCUCCUAACCCAAGGGACAGGGACCCAUCCCCUGUGCGCUACGACAACCUCUCCAAGACCAUCAUGGCCUCCAUCCAGGAGCGAAAGGAGAUAGAGGAGAGGGAGAAGCGGCAGAUACUGCACGGGCGCUCCCAGACCCAUAUCUAUGCCCAGGACUCUGGCGUGUUUGAUGGGGGCUAUGGCCUACCCUCCAGCGCUUGCUACACAGAUGGGCCUCGUGGCCCUAGCUCCAGAGGCCCAACACCUCCUGCCUAUGGUGGCUCCAGGGACAACCUGGUGGGGGUGGGGCUGGUGAGCUAUGGGCAACGAACCCCUGUGUUGCGCCAUGCCGGCUCCACGCUGGGCCGCGCCCCUAGGACUUCAUCCACCUCCCUACACACAGAUCACAGUAGCACCAACAGCAGCCACAGCAGGGCCACUGGCCCCGAGGGCCCCUAUCGCUCCCCGGCCCAUCAGCCCCACUCCCCUGCCAUGCCCCGAUCCCCCUCCUACUCCCGCCAAAAACUCUCCUACAUCAGUGCCCAUGAGAGGACAGACUCACCUCGUCCGGGGGGCCCAAGAGAGGCCAUGAAAGUUAAUGGGCAGACGGACUGCCACCCCAGUGCCCAGGGCGCCACCCUCAGCCCCAGCCGCCACAGUAACGUCAAAAAGGUGACAGGUGUAGGAGGCACCACGUAUGAGAUAUCGGUGUGAGCAGGGACACUGGAUCCACUUCCAACGACCACCCUACAAAGAGAUUCUCUCCUCUCUGUUAUUUUUGUGAAGUCUAGAUAACGGCCAGUCAGGGGCACAUAGCACUCCUCCUUGUUUUGGAGUUACUGUCCAAUCAGAGGAUCUGUCUGCUCCUGUGUGGGUCCGUCUAGCCAAUUGCCCGUGUGUGUUUGUACCAGAGGGGUUGGUUGUCAGAUGAUACCGCUGCAGGCUUUAUGUGUCCUAGAGUGUCUUGUUGUAAAAAAAAUUUGUGGCUCAUCAUCUUGGUCGUAAGGGUGGACCGUCCCACAGAUGGUCAAAGUUAUUACUGUCGUCUGUCAGCUGUGGUCAUGAAGCGUACGUUUGUCACACACAAACUUUGCUCCAGUAAGGAACUGAAGGCUGAACAAUAACACUACAGAUGAAUUAAACACUGACAUCCUCAUCAUGGACCUCCGGGAGAAGACUAGUGUCUUUUCCGAGUCGGUUGACCUCAAGAAGUCAAGGUGCUUCGCAUGAACUUGUACUGUUCAUGUCAUCUCCAGCAUAUUUGGUGGAGUUGUAGAGCUUUGAGAAGUGAUGGAGGACAGAUAAGUUAGAUCAGAACCAACUGCACCAACGGGCAACACAAGACAAGUGAGAUGAGAUGCUGGGAAAGGGGAUAUCAAGAGGAGACAGUCAUCGUAUCAUGUCUGGUGGUUGCAUUCCAAAUUCAUCGAGAAACGCUUGCUUUUAAUUCAAAAUAAAAUGUAAAACGUCCUUCUUUGUCAAACAGACAUUUCUCAGGAAUGAAUGCAACCAGCAGAGAUGCUAGAUAUUAAUUCAUAUAUUAUGAAUGUCUAAUAUUUUUAGGGCUUGAGUAUAGCUUAGCGCCCUUUAUUCCCCUCACGAAGGUGCAGUACAUCACCAUAGGCUGCUGUUUGUUUUAGUGAAGUUCAGUGAUUUCAACAUGACCCAUGAAACAAGUGCUGGGCAGAUUUACUCGUUCUGAAAGAUCAGAAUACCUCAUCCCAACAUUUCAGAACAAGUCCAGCCUUGCACAACCAAAACAACUUUUCUGUUUAUGUUUUGUCUAUAAAAUAAGAAAGAAAUGUUUAGAAAUGUAAGUUGUGUUUGUGUAACUAUCAUAGGAAUGGAAAAGUAUAAAGAAACAAGCCAUUGUCCAACGUAGUCAAAUGAAGAAGGUCAGUCAUUCAUUAUUUUGUAGUUUUUCUAAAAUCAGUUUGUUUCCUUUUUCUAUACCCAACCUUUCAAAAGCUUUGUUUGAUACAUCUUUUUUUAUACAGAUAAUUAAGCCCGGAAUGGGUGUUUUUAUUUUGAGUGGAGUUGUUUUUUGUUGAUAAAUUAUAAGUUCAGUAAAUAAAUAAGAUCAUGGUAAUGGAUAAAAUUAAUUAAGUAAACAUAGCUUAUUCUACCUUGCAGUGUAAAAAAACAAAAAAAACAAAAAAAAAGUAUGAUGAAAAGAUUUGUAAUAUGAGGACGUGAAAUAUUAAAGCCACAAUCUUUGACAAGUGAACAGUUACAUAAUCCACAUUGCCAAUAUGUGCUGUACACAAGACAAGGAUUAGGCUUUCAGUAGAAGCUGUCAUGAGUUUUUAGUGCCAAAAUAGGCUACCCACCCUUCAGUUUAUCAAAGACAGUGAACAGGUGAUGUCCCAAAGAUGGAAAAUAUCAAAUCAAUAAAUUUUCAGCAGCUGUCUGGUACAGCUCCAGUAUUAUCCACUCAGAGUUAGUCAUUCUUUUUUUUUUUUUGCUGUUAAUUGAAGAAAAGACUCAUAACAUGUAUUACAUUUGACCAUUAAAAUGAACAUAUAUCCAAGUGGAAGGUUUUUAUUUAUAUUUUCCACCCACUGACUGAAAAAAUACGGCAGAAUUGACACGGAUGUGAAGUUGUAAAUUAGCGUCAUUUGUAUUAACAAUAAACCAUUGUUGCCUUCUGAGAGGAAACGCUGUUUCAUACACAACGAAAUGUGGCUAGUGGAAACACUAUUGUACGCUAAGGGACAAUUAAAUACCAUUAGUGUUUUGUAUUGAGCAGAUCAGAAAGUUCUGCAAGAAAGGCCAAUGUACAAGAAAUAAUAGUAAUUAAUUAUGAAAUGCCAAUAGUUUAGCAGGAUUUUUUUCCUCUUCCCAUAUCUGAUACAUUCAUAGAUUCCUUUCUCCAGAGAUCAGAGUGUAAAGGCCGGUGUCUGUGGUAGUCUUGCUUUCUGACAAGGUCGGCUGCUGUAGUUACAAUCUUCUGGCUUGUAUAGUCUCCCUUUUAAGAUCUCACCCAGCUGCCUUAGCAUGAACAGAGUAAUGUGAAGUAACACAGGAGACUCUACUAAAGUUGUGUAUUUCUGAAUUGUUGUUUGUUGUAAGGCUGUGGUAUACAGGGCUACUUUGUCAACAAGUCUGAUGUGUAAACUGUCAGCAGAACAGCUAACUGGAAUAUAUUGAAAUACCUGAAUAGACAGUUAGCUGCUGACUUGGCCCAGUCCAUCAUGACUUUCAGACCCCCGUUAGACCACGUCUAUAAACACUUAUCGAUGUCAUUCCUCUCUAAGAUGACUGCCAUUAGUCCAAGGUUUUCUUUUGGGAUGGACAUCACUGCAGGUCAGGGACCAUUCCUGACUGUCAGCAAUGAAUCUGUUCCAUCAGACGUGAGCUGAUUUUGUUUUCUGAAACUCAACUAGAAAGUUCAAUAUGUAUUAAGAUAUAGAAUAUACUAUAAAUGUAAAUGCGUUCCUAUUUUUGUGAAGAGGAAAUAUUUCCCAAUGACCUGAGUGGAGUAAAUAAAAGUUUCCGACUCUUUGA
This is a messenger RNA of Micropterus salmoides (largemouth bass), 5131 nucleotides long. RefSeq names its product zinc finger DHHC-type palmitoyltransferase 8b (gene zdhhc8b). The transcript is spliced from 11 exons. NCBI's taxonomy places the organism in Eukaryota, Metazoa, Chordata, Actinopteri, Centrarchiformes, Centrarchidae. The record is from RefSeq and is a predicted model, not a curated record. The coding region runs from base 230 to 2338 and encodes 702 amino acids. Gene Ontology annotation, biological process: protein palmitoylation. Gene Ontology annotation, molecular function: palmitoyltransferase activity.